Molecule: messenger RNA, 4766 nt
Organism: Halichondria panicea
Lineage: Eukaryota; Metazoa; Porifera; Demospongiae; Suberitida; Halichondriidae
Exons: 5
Coding region: 196-4452 (1418 amino acids)
Biological process (GO): innate immune response; cell differentiation; protein phosphorylation
Cellular component (GO): extrinsic component of cytoplasmic side of plasma membrane
Molecular function (GO): signaling receptor binding; ATP binding; non-membrane spanning protein tyrosine kinase activity
Source: RefSeq, a predicted model, not a curated record
CUCACCUCUGAAAUCUGAUCUGUAGGCAGUAUAGUACAGUAGUCUAGUUGAUCUAGACGCAAGUGCAAAUAAGUAGCUAUCAAAACUGCUCGAUAUAAUAUACAGUUAGCAGGAUUUCAGCUCUCUAUCACCACUGCAAGUGCUGUAUCUGAGCUAUUUUGAUCACCUGGGGACCUCUGCACACAGUACGUCGACAUGGGGAACUGUCUCGGUGGAAAAAACAACCGUAGCCGAGCUCAAGGCAAAGCUUCGGUCAUUGACAAGUCCAGAUUCCAUCCAGCAGCACCAGGCGGAGGCUAUGGACCUGACAGUAUGUCUGCACAAAAUCCCAGUAUGAACUCUUCAACACCUCUUAAUGGGCCUCAACAUGGCAGCACAUCAUACAUACCCAGAGGCCCAAGUUAUAUCGCCCUCUUCGACUAUGACCAGAGAACGAGCGAAGACCUGAGCUUCAGGAAGGGAGAGAGACUCGAGAUACUCAACAACACAGACGGGGACUGGUGGCAAGCUAGGAGCAUAGAGACGCAGAGAGAAGGAUAUAUUCCUAGCAACUACGUUGCUGAGCAUAAGACUAUACAAGCAGAAGACUGGUUCUUUGGUCCCAUCAAGCGAGCUGAAGCAGAGAAACUGCUCAGGGCCUGCCAGAAACGCGGUGCCUUCCUUGUUCGAGAGAGUGAAAGCAAACCUGGUGACUACUCAUUGUCAAUUCAAGACGGAGAGAAUGUCAAACAUUAUCGAGUCCGACGUUUAGACGAGGGAGGAUUCUUCAUCACUAGAAGAGCCGUGUUCAACACCUUAAAGGAACUGGUCGUCUACUACCAAACGGACAGUGAUGGGCUGUGUGUAAACUUGCGUUGUCCCUGCCCACAAAUCGAAAAACCUCAGAUCGACUUGUCCCACAAGACAAAGGAUAUGUGGGAGAUUCCUAGGGAGUCCAUCACUCUGGUUCGUCGCCUUGGUGCUGGUCAGUUUGGAGAGGUAUUUGAAGGACUUUGGAACGGAACCACGCCCGUAGCUGUCAAAACACUCAAAGCCGGUACCAUGCAGCCUGCCGCAUUCCUCCAAGAAGCUCACAUCAUGAAGAAACUCCGACAUCCGAAACUGGUGCAGCUCUAUGCUGUGUGCACUCAAGAAGAGCCUCUUUUGAUCAUCACAGAGCUCAUGUCACAUGGUAGCUUGCUGGACUUCUUGCAAGGUGAAGGAAGGUCACUAAAGCUGCCACAAUUGAUCGACAUGGCUGCCCAGAUUGCUGCUGGAAUGGCUUACCUCGAGCUUCACAAUUACAUCCAUCGUGAUCUAGCUGCUCGAAACAUUCUGGUGGGGGAAAACAACAUCUGUAAAGUGGCUGAUUUCGGUCUGGCUCGUCUGAUUGCUGAUGAUGAGUAUAAUGCCCACGAAGGAGCGAAGUUCCCCAUCAAAUGGACAGCCCCUGAGGCUGCACUCUACAAUCGUUUCAGUAUCAAAUCGGACGUCUGGUCGUUUGGUGUACUGCUAACAGAAUUAGUGUCGUACGCUCGAAUUCCUUACCCAGGAAUGUCGAAUGCUGAAGUGUUGCAACAACUGGAGCGAGGCUAUCGAAUGCCGUGUCCACCCAACACGCCUGAGAACCUUUACCAAGUCAUGUUGGACUGUUGGAAAAAGAAUCCAGUCGAUCGGCCAACAUUUGAAGCUCUCCUCUGGAGAUUAGAAGAUUUCUUCGUUUUGGACACUGGACAGUAUCAUGCUGCUGCAGAUGUAAUACAAAAGCCAGCCAUGGGCAACAGUUGUGCUGGCACCCCCACCAAAGAUGAACCACCGGCCACAGAGCAAAAAGUAACUAAUUCGUACACGGGCCACCAAGUACCUGAUGGUAGACCUCAAGAUCACCCUGCAAUGCCUCCACCCGUGCCUACCAAGCCCACCCUUGGCGGCGGCGUGGACAAUUCAGGACGGACUAUCUAUGUGGGAAAGUAUGACUAUGAGUCUCGUACUGAUGACGACCUGAGCUUCAAGAAGGGAGACCUGAUGUACAUAAUCAGCACUGAUGAGGGAGACUGGUGGUUUGCUCAGUCCAAGGACACUGGAAAAGAGGGAUACAUACCUAGCAACUAUGUGGCAGAGUGGAAGAGUCUGGAUGCUGAAGAGUGGUUCUUUGGGAAACUCAAGCGGGUGGAUGCAGAGAAGCAACUCAUGAUGCCGUUCAACUUGAUGGGCUCUUUCCUUGUUAGAGACAGUGAAACUACUCCCGGCGAUUUCUCUCUCUCGAUUCGUGACCAAGUACGAACUCGACACUACCGCAUACGAAGAUUUGACAAUGGUGGGUUUUUCGUGACGAGACGAGCUACGUUCAAUACAAUUCAAGAUCUGGUCGAGUACUACAAGAUACAAUCUGACGGCUUGUGUUGCACUCUCAUGCAUCCUUGCUCUGUUUCUGAAAAACCCAUCACUGCUGGCCUGUCGAAACAAGCUAACGAGGAGUGGGAGAUUGAACGACAUCAGAUUAAACUACUCAGAAAGCUCGGAGCCGGUCAAUUUGGAGAGGUCUGGGAGGGUCUGUGGAACGGGACAACUAAAGUGGCCGUGAAAACACUCAAGCCUGGUACUAUGUCUGCUAUCGAGUUCCUCCAAGAAGCUGCUCUCAUGAAGAAACUCCGACAUCCAAAGCUGAUCCAACUGUACGCUGUGUGUACGAAAGAAGAGCCUAUCUACAUUGUGACUGAACUGAUGAAAUUUGGUAGUUUGCUCGAUUAUCUCCGUGGAGAUGGACGAGCCCUUCAAGAAAAACAGUUGAUCGAUAUGUUGGCUCAAGUUGCGUCCGGAAUGGCCUAUUUGGAGCAGGCUAACUACAUCCACAGAGAUCUUGCUGCUAGAAAUAUCUUGGUCGCCGACAAUCUCAUCUGCAAAGUAGCCGAUUUUGGUCUCGCUCGAGUCAUUGAUGAAGACAUAUACGAGGCCCACACUGGUGCAAAGUUUCCCAUCAAAUGGACCGCCCCUGAAGCUGCUCUCUAUAACCGGUUCACUAUCAAAUCCGACGUCUGGUCAUAUGGAGUGCUUAUCUAUGAAGUAGUCACCUAUGGCCGAUUCCCCUACCCUGGCAUGACAAACGCUGAAGUGCUUGAAAAGAUACAAACAGGAUAUCGUAUGGGCGCACCUCCAAAAUGUCACAAACGACUUCACGAUUACAUGCUGGAAUGCUGGAAAGAGGAUCCCGUGGCUAGACCGACUUUUGAGACUCUGCAGUGGCAGUUGGAGGAAUUCUAUUCCACCAACGACAAUGAUGGUGGAUAUCGCGAUCCCGAUAAGAUGAACUGGUGGUUCUUUGGCAAAGUAAAGAGAGUGGACGCAGAGAAACAGCUCAUGGUGCAGUUCAACCAGUACGGUUCCUACCUGCUGCGAGACAGUGAAACUACUCCCGGUGAUUUCUCACUCUCUGUUCGAGACAAGGAGAGGGUCAGACAUUAUCGAAUCAAGAGACUCGAAAAUGGAACCUUCUUUGUCACGAGACGAGUGACUUUUGAGAACGUUCGCGAUCUAGUUGCCUACUACCAGCAGCAAGCUGACGGGUUGUGUGUUAAUUUGAUGUACCCUUGUUUACUGUCAGAGAAACCACAAACAGCUGGGUUGUCAAGACAUGCUAACGAGGAGUGGGAGAUCGAUCGACGACAAGUUAGACUACUCAGUAAGCUCGGAGCCGGUCAAUUUGGAGAGGUCUGGGAGGGUCUGUGGAACGGGACAACUAAAGUGGCUGUGAAAACACUCAAGCCUGGUACUAUGUCUGCUUCCGAGUUCCUCCAAGAAGCUGCUCUCAUGAAGCAACUUCGACAUCCAAAGCUGAUCCAACUGUACGCUGUGUGUACGAAAGAAGAGCCUAUCUACAUUGUGACUGAACUGAUGACUAAUGGGAGCUUGCUCGAUUAUCUUCGAGGGGAUGGACGAUCGCUAAAACUUCAUCAACUAGUUGAUGUCAGCUCUCAAGUGGCAUCUGGAAUGGCCUGCUUAGAGGAGCAAAACUACAUUCAUCGCGAUUUGGCUGCUAGAAAUAUCCUUGUUGGAGAAAAUCUCAUCUGCAAAGUAGCCGAUUUUGGUCUCGCUCGAGUCAUUGAUGAAGACAUAUACGAGGCCCAUACUGGUGCAAAGUUUCCCAUCAAAUGGACUGCCCCUGAAGCUGCCAUGUACAACCGCUUCACGAUUAAAUCAGAUGUCUGGUCACUUGGAAUAGUCCUCUAUGAGAUCAUUACGUACGGCCGAUUCCCAUACCCUGGUAUGACAAAUGCUCAAGUGUUGGAGGCGUUACAGCAAGGCUAUCGAAUGCCCCGCCCACUUGGGUGCCCUGACAAGCUCUACGAUGUCAUGCUUGACUGCUGGAGAGAAGAGCCUGCCAACAGGCCCACGUUUGAGACUUUACAGUGGCAGCUUGAAGAGUUCUUCACAGCUGAAGAUGGUGGUUAUCGUGAGCCAGAGCAAAAUGCGUAAUAGAAAAAGACGUUUUUUGACAGACUCAGAAAUUGACUCUUUGUGUUAAAUAUGACUUACAUUGACAUGGAGAUUGCUCGUUUAAAAAGGUAUUAUUUAUGUAUGCUAUAGUUGUAUAUUGUCUGUUUCUUUUGUACACCAUUUAUGUAUAUAAUAUGUAUAGUUAUUUUGCUACUUGACCUAAUUGAUCGUGUCUUAAAAAUUAAGUGUGAUAUGAUUAUUUUUUGUUCAACGUCAAUGUGUAGAUUUUCAGUGUUUUGUAGUAGUCCACCUCGUUUUGCUUUGAGUAUAAAUAAAAGAUUUAUUUGCAAUUG